AUGGACGGGCCGUACGCGGAGGCCGUGGGCGACGCGUUGAGGGUCGGUGGAAGGGUGUUUCGGGAGCAGCUGAGUCAGGCGGCGGACGUGUACGCGUCCGCGCCGCAGCAGCUGCUGCUGGUCGCACACUGCGCCGCGUGCGCGGUGAUUUUCGCCUCCCUGAAGCGGCAGUGGCUGCUGUGCUACUGGAUCGGAUUCUUCGGCGCGUUCGGCGGAGGGCACCUUUCGGCGCUGCUUCUGUCCUCGAUCAGCACCAAGGUGGUUCCGCUGGCGCUCUUCGCCAGCAACCAGCUGUUCGUCACAUGGACGCUGACGUGGCUUCUCGUCACGUACACACCCCUGUACUCCAUCGUCUCCAAGCCUACAGUAAAAACCCUCGCGAUGGCGGGCCUGCACAUGCUGCGCGUCGGCACGAUCAUCACGCGCGUCGACAUCGCCGCUGCGGAGUUCCCGGGCGUCAUCGCGGCCCCAGUGGUGAUCGGAACCCUCGGGGGUUGCGGGGGAAAGAUCUUCACCGAUUUCCUGCUCCUCGUCUUCACAGGCCGGCUCGAGGGGCUGCCGGAGCUGUGCUGCCCCGGCGUGGCGUUCCACUCGGCGAGCGCGAUCACGCUCAUGCACUACCUCGGGGUGCACGUCACAGCGUUCCUCGACAGCGCGCAGAGCAAGGCGCUGAUCACCACCGUCGUCGUCGCGCACAUCCUCGCGGAGGCGAGCCUCGGCAUCAAGACGCACUGGACGGCGCCGAUGACGGCGGCGUUCUACGCGCUGAUGCCGUUCGAGCGGAAUGUGCAGCCAAAGGGGGCGCACGCGUCGUCGCCGGUGAUGGCGCGACUGAACUCCAGGACGCCGCGGGUCGCGACGCCGCGGCGGGGCAGCGCCGCGAACGGGAGCGUGGCGCCCAUGCGGCGGCUGUCGACGAAGGAGGAGGAGCCAGGCAGGGGGAAGAAAACCAAUUGA
Pedinophyceae sp. YPF-701 is the source of this 957-nucleotide messenger RNA. The record is from the annotation of a GenBank genome assembly. Lineage: Eukaryota; Viridiplantae; Chlorophyta; Pedinophyceae.